AGAAAAAAAAAAGAAAAAAUAGAGAUCGACUGCAGCGAAGUCUUUCCGCUGAUGGAUGGUUCCUUUUAAUUUUAAUUAAUCAACUUUUAGAAUCCAAUCGAUUUCAGCGACGGUGUAAUUUAAUUUCAUUCUUGUGGAAUAUUAUACCUACCUGUUUCAGUAUGGGGUCGUUUCUGGGAUCCUUGAACGCCAGAGACGUUGAUCUUCACAUGAAUGAUAACAUGACUUUUGACCAACAAGCUGGGUUUAAUUAUGAACGAAAACCUCGAGAGAUGAUUGCCAAGGAGGAAGAUCUGGUAUCAGCAAGAAUCCUUCCGAAGUACAGAGAUUAUUGUGCUCAUUAUUUGAUGGAGUAUCAUCAGUGCCGUUACAAGAACAUGCCCCUGCUUUACAAGUGUGCCCAUGAAAAACAUCAUUAUUUGAACUGCGAACAACAAGAUUACGUUUUGAGAAUGAAAGAGUUUGAACGUGAGCGUCGCCUGAGACUACGUGAACAACGCCUGGUCGGAGCUGCUUGAAUUCUGUAAAGGAGUACAAUAAUUAUUUAUAUCAGAAUGUAAAUAGAAUAAAUUUUUUUCUCUUAA
Messenger RNA from Plodia interpunctella (Indianmeal moth), 584 nucleotides. It is a transcript of the gene ND-B18, whose product is annotated as NADH dehydrogenase (ubiquinone) B18 subunit. Bases 162 to 518 code for a protein of 118 amino acids. The transcript is spliced from 3 exons. NCBI's taxonomy places the organism in Eukaryota, Metazoa, Arthropoda, Insecta, Lepidoptera, Pyralidae. Gene Ontology annotation, cellular component: mitochondrion. The record is from RefSeq and is a predicted model, not a curated record.